AAAUCGACACGAGCCGCCAUAUUUGCGGAAAAUUCAUUACAAAGACAAGAUAUGACCGAAAGAAAACACUAACUUACGUUAAAGUUUCCAUUCUGGAAACGGCCAACUGUUGGCCACUAAGAGAUGAAUGCCUCUCUCAAAUGCAAAUAAGCGUGUUCUGCAUGAACAGCAACGUAAAGAGGACGGAAAGGUUUCUAAAAAGAGGCGACUGAGCGACGCAGAUUCUCAACAAAAUAAAAAAUCUAAACCUAACCCAGAGGACGUUAUGACAGACUCUCAGAAACGUGCUAAUUUCUCAGCUAUUCCAAGCCCUGGGAGUAAUGGGGUUCACAGGCAUGCAGCUCCCCUUGGAACUAGCAAACCAGGGACAACAAAGAAACUAGUUAUCAAAAAUUUUAAAGAGAAGCCAAAAUUACCAGAGAACUAUCAGCAGGAAGCAUGGGGCAAGCUACGGGAAGCAGUGGAAGCUAUUCACACGAGGAGAGCAAUACGCUCAAGUCUCGAAGAACUGUAUCAGGCUGUGGAAAAUAUGUGCUCAUACAAGAUGUCAUCAAUGUUAUACGAACAGUUGAAACAAGUCUGUGAAUCACAUGUGAAGUGCAACAUCUCAAAGUUCUUGGAAGAAAACGUAGGUUAUGAGGAGUUCCUGAAGAAAAUAGAUAAUUGUUGGCAAGCCCAUUGUCAACAGAUGAUAAUGAUCAGAAGUAUAUUCCUUUUCCUAGAUAGAACAUAUGUUUUGCAGAAUUCUGCAAUAUUGUCUAUAUGGGAUAUGGGCCUAGACUUGUUUCGCACACACAUCGUAGGACACCGAAUUGUGCAGAAUCGAACAGUAGAAGGGCUGUUACAGUUGAUUGAGCGCGAGAGAACUGGUGAGGCAGUUGAUAGGGGCCGUCUCAAAAGUCUUCUGCGUAUGCUGUCUGAUCUUCAGAUCUAUGUGGACGCAUUUGAGAAGCGCUUCCUGGAGGCAACAGAUGACCUUUACCGGGCAGAGGGGCAGCGACUUAUGGAGGAGAGAGAUGUGCCUGAAUACCUCCAUCAUGUGGAAAAGAGACUGGAAGAGGAGAAUGAGCGCCUGCUGCAUUACCUAGACCAGUCUACAAAGAAACCUGUGAUAUCAUUGGUGGAGAAGCAGCUGUUGGAACAGCACAUUUCACAGAUGCUUCAGAAAGGAUUAAACCAGUUGCUAUCAGAAAACCGGAUCUCUGACUUAACACGAAUAUUUAACCUGUUGUCUCGUGUAAAAAACGGCCAGAAAGAAUUAUGUGCUGCUACUGCACUAUAUAUCAAAAACACUGGUCGUAUGAUAGUUCUGAACACCAACAAUGAUCCCGACAAGGAUAGAGACAUGGUCCAGACAAUGCUGGAUUUCAAAGACAAGAUAGACAAUGUAAUUAGCACAUGUUUUGCAAAGCAUGAACAGUUUAUGAAUGCCAUGAGGGAGAGUUUUGAGAGCUUCAUUAACGCCAGACAAAACAAACCUGCAGAGUACAUAGCAAAAUAUGUGGACAACAAGCUGCGAGCGGGAAACAAGGAGGCAACAGAAGAAGAGUUGGAGAGACUGUUGGACAAAAUCAUGGUCCUGUUCAGGUUCAUACAUGGUAAAGAUGUGUUUGAGGCGUUUUACAAGAAGGAUCUUGCCAAGCGAUUGUUGGUGGGCAAGUCAGCCUCAGUGGAUGCAGAAAAGUCCAUGCUCUCUAAACUUAAACAAGAAUGUGGCAGUGCUUUCACAGUGAAGCUGGAAGGAAUGUUCAAAGACAUGGAGCUGUCCAAAGAUAUCAUGCUGGCUUUCAAACAGUCAAUCCAAGCAGAGAAGACUCCCACAGGUCUUGAACUGACUGUGAACAUUUUGACGAUGGGCCACUGGCCAACAUAUACACCCAUGGAGGUCCAUCUGCCACCGGAGAUGGUGAAACUGCAGGAGGUGUUUAAGAAGUUUUACCUUGGCAAGCACAGUGGCCGUAAACUGCAAUGGCAGCCAACUCUCGGGCAUUGUGUACUGAAGGCUGGCUUCACAGGGGGUAAGAAAGAGCUGCAGGUGUCCCUAUUCCAGACCCUGUGUCUGCUGCUCUUCAACGAGGGAGAUUUGUUUUCCCUGGAAGAGAUCAAACAAGCCACUGCCAUAGAGGACAGUGAAUUACGGAGAACUCUGCAGUCACUUGCCUGUGGGAAGGCCAAGGUUCUUCUGAAGGCUCCUAAGGGAAAGGAUGUAGAAGAUGGUGACAAGUUCAAGUUCAACGAUGACUUCAAGCACAAGCUGUACCGUAUCAAGAUCAAUCAGAUCCAGAUGAAAGAAACGCAAGAGGAAAACGUGAGCACCACGGAGCGUGUGUUCCAAGAUCGGCAGUACCAGGUGGAUGCGGCCAUUGUACGCAUCAUGAAGACGCGGAAAGCACUCACACACAAUCUUCUUAUCUCCGAGCUCUAUAACCAGCUCAAAUUUCCCGUCAAACCUGCAGACCUGAAGAAGCGAAUUGAGAGCCUUAUAGAUCGGGAUUACAUGGAGCGCGACAAGGAUAAUCCGAACUCCUACAACUACGUCGCAUAGUUUUCCCCUUCUGAGGAUAAUUUAAACUACAGCUUUGUUGACUUAGGAUAAUCCAACCUCCUACAAGUUUGUUGUCUAAAGAUCAUUCAAACUCUUACAAUUAUGUGACAUAGUUUUCCCCUGAGGAAAAUACAAACUCCUACCCUUUUGUCGCAUACAUCACCUAGUAUUCUUCCUGCUAAGGAUAAUCCUAGUAACAACUAUCGCCUAGUUUUCUCCCUUUUAGGAUAAUCCAUACUUGUACAAGUACAUCGCCUAGUUUUUUUUUACCUCUAAGGAUGAUCCAAAUGUCUACAACUACCUCGCCUACUCUUCUGCCCUAAUGAUAAUCAGAACUAAAGCUAUGUCACAUUACGUUUUCCUACUACUACAUUUGAUCCACAGUAUAAUUCCUACUUCUAACAAAUAUGUUGCCAUCUUUUCUAUAUUAAAUGGUAGUUAUAAAUUAAUGCAUUGACUUCUGUACUUACUUAAGCCUCAAUUAAUUGAAACACCUCCACUUUCCAGGGUUGUCUGGAAAUCUUUAUAUAUAAUAUCUUUAGUGGCACAACGAGUUACAGACUUAUUUAAUAUAUCCACGCUCAGCUAUAUAUUUUUAUGCAUUGAAAACAAAACCUUGAAGUAAGCAAUUAUAGUAAAAAGUAUGGUUGAUAAAGACAUGCGUUCUCUUUGUCUUAAACAAACAAACAUCUACCCACUGAUAAAGGGCUAGAUUGGGCCUCUUUAAACGAUCUUUCUUGUAGAAUGAGGGCUUUGAAUUUGUUUACAUUUAGUUUAUAUGCCAUGCUGACUAUCACGGGAAGUUGGUUUGUAUUAGACUAACACUAUGAAAGACUUCAUCAAGUGUUUGAAAAUUGUUUAUAACUUUCUGAGAUAUUUCUGCAUAUUUGUUGUAUAUGAAUAUUCAUUGUUCUUUUCAUUAUGUUAUAUUAUGCCAACUUAAACCCAUUAUCUUCUUUUUCUCAGUUAUAGUUUAUUUGUGAAACCGUAUUGAAAUAACUAAUUUGAUCCAGUUUCAUUAUUCGGUAUUCUUUACAAUAUAUUUAUUCUUAAUUUUCCACUGAUAGAAGUUGAGAAAGUAAAAGUAAAAUGUGCAGAACUAAUAAGAACCCAAAACAGUAAACAGUAAACAGUGACAGUUGAUUUGUGUAAUGGUUUAUAAAAUAGCUGUGUAUUUUUUUUAUAAAAUAGCUGUGUUUUGUCUCAGUUUCAUUUACGAUAGAAAUGCCUGUCAAUUAUUCAAAUGAAAGAUAACUUCUUUGCCUCAGUUCUGUAUUCAAUACAAGAAUAAAUGCCUGUUAAUUUGUUGAACUGGAUAAAAAAUAAUAGUAAUUUGGCUCGAUACUUAUAUGGUAAUUCUGAAAAACAGAAUGCCUGUUAAUUUGUGGAACCGAAUGAAAAAUAACUGUCAUUUGUUUCAGUUUCAUAUUUCUUUAUUAAAAAUGAUUUGUUUCAGUUUCAUAUUAGUUUCCAGAACAAGUGAAAUGCCAGCUUAACUUACUUUAAAGGCUGAAACUGACAUGUUUAUCUUGUUAAUAUUUAGAUUGAAAUACAUUUACCGUAGUUGUGCUAAGGACAGUUAAGGGUAUUAAAUGUUUUAAAACGUGAUAUCUAAUUAAUUACACAGUGCUAUAAGUCUAUUAUUUACAUAAUUUUUUCGAAGUUCAUUUUCAUAUCUUCCAACGUUCAUGAUAAUAAUUCUAUAUAAUAUAUCAAAGAUUGUUAAUGAUUUGUUUUGUGUAAUUCAGUUCUGUAUGCUUUAAAUGUAGAUUUGAAUUUAAUUCACAUAUCUUGCAUUCAGUUAACAGAUUUGAACGAUUCCAAGAUUUUAUUUUGCCUUUCACUCUGUAAAUAUGCUUUUGUUUAAAUUUUGAAACGAAUAUUUUUAGGCUGCCUAAUACUGCACUUGAUCUAUGAAAUAGAGUAAAUGUGUAUUAAAAACCUACACGUUUUUUAAAAGAAUAACUGCAGAAAAAGGUACUGUCUAAAAUGAUGUUAUAGUAGAAGCAUGUUAAAGAUUGGUAUCACAGUUAGGCCUAAAAAUACAUUUGGUUCGGGUUACCCGACCCUACCUACGAAAAAGGCACCGACCCUACCGUUUUUAUAGUCAGUUGGUAAAAAAAUGAAACAAAUAAAAUGUUUUUUUUUUGUUUUUUUUUGUAAGUGUGAUCUCAUGUGUAGUUUAAAACAUUGAACGCUUUAUACAGAAGAUUACUUUAACACCAUCCUCCAAUGAUGAAAAUAACGUUCUUAUAUAAAGCCUAAUAAAAAAGCCUACCUACCCUGCCUUCUGGGGAAAAGGAUGUAACCCUAACCAAACCAGUUUUUUUGCCUUACUUUUAUCGGCUUGUAUAUAACAUAAGCAAACCUCAUAACAAUACUUAGGCAGAUGUUUAAUAUCCAAGGGUAUGCUUGGCGGUUUGAUAUACUUAGAAAAAAAGGCUUUAAUGUUUGAAAGAGUCACGACUAAAAUGAUAUUGUUUUGUAUUGAUGGAUGCUUUAUGCUCAGUCUUUUAAAUAAAUGUUGAAAAUAAUUGAAGGAUUUUUAUAGUUGCUUUGAAACUUAGUAGAAAUAAUUUACGAUUGGACAAAAAUAAUUAUUUCAGUUAUAGAUGUGUUUGGUAAUGUUGAAAUGUGCUUUCAAGCUGUAUUUUGCAAUGUGUUUGACAAUUUCUGCAUAUAUGUACUUGUAUAUUUGCACAUGAUUUGUUACAUGUACAUAGUGUACAUACCGUAUUUUCUUUCAAUUGUCCAAAAUUGAAUUUUGGUUUCAUAUAUUAAAGAUAGUGACGAAGGUGUA
Mya arenaria is the source of this 5345-nucleotide messenger RNA. Its product is annotated as cullin-4A-like. The coding region runs from base 128 to 2545 and encodes 805 amino acids. The record is from RefSeq and is a predicted model, not a curated record. Lineage: Eukaryota; Metazoa; Mollusca; Bivalvia; Myida; Myidae. The transcript has 21 exons. Gene Ontology annotation, molecular function: ubiquitin protein ligase binding. Gene Ontology annotation, biological process: protein ubiquitination; DNA damage response; ubiquitin-dependent protein catabolic process. Gene Ontology annotation, cellular component: Cul4-RING E3 ubiquitin ligase complex.